Messenger RNA from Caenorhabditis sp. 36 PRJEB53466, 333 nucleotides. The record is from the annotation of a GenBank genome assembly. NCBI's taxonomy places the organism in Eukaryota, Metazoa, Nematoda, Chromadorea, Rhabditida, Rhabditidae.
AUGUGCAAACUUUUCGUCACCGUCGCCCUCCUGGCCGUUGCCGCCUUCGCUCACCCGACUGCCGAUGAGAUCCAGGCCGAGUUGAUCGCAGCCGGAGUCUCUUCUGAAGCCGCCGCCGGGCUCAUCGCCAUUGGAGAGAAGUACAAGAGCCAAUUCGAGGCCGCCAAGGGAGACAAGGACGCCCACAAGAAGAUUUACGAGGAGGUGAAGGCCGAGUCCGACACGUACAUCAAGACCCAGUCUUCUGCCGAUCAGACCGCCUACGCCGCCUUCCUCGAAAAGAAGCAAGCCGAGCACAAGGGUCACCACAAUUCCACUUCCUCCAGCGCAUGA